AUGGAUCUCAGUUUAGAUACGGUGGUUGUGACUGGAUUUGGACCCUUUCGACAGUAUCUUGUCAACUCUAGCUGGGCAGCAGUGAAGGAACUGUCCAAACUCAGCCUUGGUAGUGAAGUAGACCUACACAUUGCAGAAUUACCAGCAGCUUACCAAAAAGCCAAAGACCUGGUCUGUGAAAUAUGGGCAACACGUCAGCCCCACCUUGUGGUUCACGUCGGCCUGGCUCCGGCUUCCAAAGCCACCCUUGUUCUGGAGCAGUGCGGGAAGAACAGAGGCUACAAAGAAAGAGACCUUUGUGGGUUUCUCCCAGAAGACGGCUGUUGCGUCUCAGAAGGCCCAGAAAGAAUAGAGUCAAAAAUUAAUAUGAAAAGAAUAUGGAGAAACCUCCUGGCAGAAGGGUUGGAUGCUGUUUUUUCCAGAGAUGCAGGAAGGUAUGUCUGUGAUUAUACCUAUUACACUUCUCUUUACUAUGGUAACGGAAAAGCGGCAUUUAUCCACGUGCCUCCACUAUCCAAGUGGGUAACAGCAGAAUUUCUAGGAAGAGCACUGCAGACGGUUAUCUUACAAAUGUUGAAGCAAUGUAAGCAGAAAAGCAGAGAACAGUCCAAAGAAGAACCAUCUGAAGAUGAACAAGAAAACCCCUGGAAGAAAUGA
Molecule: messenger RNA, 657 nt
Organism: Euleptes europaea (tarantolino)
Lineage: Eukaryota; Metazoa; Chordata; Lepidosauria; Squamata; Sphaerodactylidae
Gene: PGPEP1L
Product: pyroglutamyl-peptidase I like
Exons: 6
Coding region: 1-657 (218 amino acids)
Biological process (GO): proteolysis
Cellular component (GO): cytosol
Molecular function (GO): pyroglutamyl-peptidase activity
Source: RefSeq, a predicted model, not a curated record